Juglans regia (Persian walnut) is the source of this 1964-nucleotide messenger RNA. RefSeq names its product receptor-like cytosolic serine/threonine-protein kinase RBK1. The transcript has 9 exons. Gene Ontology annotation, biological process: protein phosphorylation. The record is from RefSeq and is a predicted model, not a curated record. NCBI's taxonomy places the organism in Eukaryota, Viridiplantae, Streptophyta, Magnoliopsida, Fagales, Juglandaceae. Gene Ontology annotation, molecular function: ATP binding; protein kinase activity. Bases 227 to 1648 code for a protein of 473 amino acids.
UUCAGCCAACUGGUUUUCGCUUCCUCUGAACCUUCAAAGAAUAACCAACUCCCAAAAGAUAUAUACCAUUUUUAACUGACUUUUGUCAGUGUCUUCCUCUUUUUCCCUCCCCCUCCUCUGCAUCGUCUUGUCCCUACGCUGCAUCUCUUCGACUCCCCAAAUGUAGAAAAGGUUCUUUCUUCCUCUGGCUUAUUGGAUAAUCUGAGAAGACCUCGAUAUUUUAACCAUGUCCGUCGAAGAGAGCAGAGGAGAAACAGGGGAAACCCCAGAUAUACAAACGCCAGAACCUCAUAUUUCUACCAAGAAGCAGGAAGUUUCCGACGAUGACGAGUCUUCCCCGAGAGGUGUGCUGGAAAUCCCUGUUUUGGGUGCCACGGAAUCGGACCACACCGGGAGCAGCAGUUUCAGCUCGUGUAUCUCUCCCACGCAGAAACCGGCGCCGACUCCUCAGCUCCGAGAGAGCCACGGUGGGUCGCAGUGGAAGUCCGUGAUCGAGGCCUUGAAGAGGAAAUCCAUGAGGUUCUCCAUCAUUCCCUUGCUGUCUGCGAGCCACGAGUUUUCCGCGAAAAAUCUGAGCAGGAAGUUGGGUUGGAUUCGGAGCGCCGAGGACGGGAUUGACAACGAUGGGAUUCCCAGACCCAAGCCGUCUUGGAGGAGCUUUGAUUAUGCCGAGCUAGCAGCCGCUACGGAUAAUUUCAGUUCCGAGAACAUGAUUGGGAAAGGCGGGCAUGCUGAGGUAUACAAAGGAUGCUUAUCUGAUGGUCAAGUUGUAGCAGUAAAAAGGCUAACAAAGAAAAAGAAGGAAGAGGAGGAUAGAAUUAGUGAUUUCUUGUCAGAGCUUGGGAUUAUUGCUCACAUAAACCAUCCCAAUGCUGCUCGAUUGCUUGGUUUUGGGAUAGAUGGGGGUCUGCACCUCGUCCUUCAGUUCUCCCCGCAUGGCAGCCUUGCUUCUGUGCUAUUUGGUUCAUCUGAGUGUCUGGAGUGGAAGAUAAGGUUUAAGGUGGCUAUAGGGGUAGCGGAAGGAUUGGAUUAUCUUCAUCACAAUUGCCAUAGACGCAUUAUUCACAGAGACAUCAAAGCCUCUAAUAUAUUGCUCACCCAAGAUUACGAUGCUCAGAUUUCUGAUUUCGGACUCGCAAAGUGGCUGCCAGAAAAAUGGGCUCACCAUGUUGUCUUUCCAAUCGAAGGCACAUUCGGGUACCUGGCCCCAGAGUAUUUUAUGCAUGGGAUUGUUGAUGAGAAAACUGAUGUCUUUGCAUUCGGGGUACUAUUACUGGAGCUCAUUACUGGUCGACGUGCCGUUGAUUCAAGUCGACAAAGCCUUGCCAUAUGGGCAAAGCCGCUGCUGGACACUAAUAAUGUCAAGGAAUUAGCAGAUCCACGAUUAGGAGAUGCUUACGAUCCCAGCGAGAUGAAACGUGCCAUGUACGCGGCUUCAAUGUGCAUCCACCACUUAUCCUCCAUGCGUCCGCAGAUGAACGGAGUUGUGCAGAUACUCAAGGCAGAAGAAGAUGGACCACUUGAACCAAAAACAAAAUCAGUGGCAGCAAGAUCACUCGUUUUUAAUGCUUGUGACCUGGAAGAUUAUACUUCCACCACUUAUCUCAACGACCUCAAUCGCCACAGGCAACUUGUGAUGAUGGAGUAAUUCCUAAGCCAUCUGUUCUGCAGUGUUUUUACUUGUUCCUACUGUGUAAGUUGGGAAAAAGAAAAAAUGGUAUGGCCCUGCUGCAGUUGUUUUGUUCCUUCCUGAAAAACACUACAGAUCAGAAUGGUGAAGCGGCGUUCAAAUUUCCAUAAUCACUGGAAAGAAAACUCGCCCAACCAGACACAGAUAAUUGUGUACUACGUUGUAUUGUGUCUGUACUGCUGCAAUUAUCAAAAUUGGAAACCCCAUUUAUAUGUAAGUUUCCAUGUGUUUGGUAUAAUAUACUGCACAAGAAUAAACAUUUAAAUACGUAAAA